Molecule: messenger RNA, 1407 nt
Organism: Ceratotherium simum simum (southern white rhinoceros)
Lineage: Eukaryota; Metazoa; Chordata; Mammalia; Perissodactyla; Rhinocerotidae
Gene: CHIA
Product: chitinase acidic
Biological process (GO): carbohydrate metabolic process
Cellular component (GO): extracellular region
Molecular function (GO): hydrolase activity, hydrolyzing O-glycosyl compounds; chitin binding
Source: RefSeq, a predicted model, not a curated record
AUGUGCCAGGCGCUGUGCUGGGACUGGCCCUCCUUGCUGCAGCUGGGCACAGCAGUCAAAAUUGUCUGUUCCUUUAUCAACUGAAGCCAGAACUGCCCCGGGAUUGCCCACUACACGUCUGAGAAUGUGGAUCCUUGUCUUUGCGCACACAUCAUCUAUGCCUUUGCUGGCAUGGCCAACAACCAGAUCAAUUGGAAUGAUGAGGCCCUCUUCUACCAAGCUUUCAAUGGCCUGAAAAACAAAAAGAGUCAACUGAAAACUCUCCUGGCUAUUGGCAGCUGGAACUUUGGAACUGCUCCAUAAGUCUCCCUUAGUUUCAUUGCCAUGGUUUUCACUCCUGAGAACCGCCAGAUUUUUAUUGCCUCGGUCAUCAAAUUCCUGUAUCAGUAUGAGUUUGAUGGGCUGAACUUUGAUUGGGAGUACCCUGGCUCUCAUGGGAGCAUGUCUCAGGACAAGCAUCUCUUAACUGUCCUGGUGCAGGAAAUGCCUGAAGCUUUUGAGCAGGAGGCCAAGCAGAUCAACAAUCCCAGGUUGAAGGUCACCGCUGCAGUAGCUGCUGGCAUCUCCCACAUCCAGUCUGGCUAUGAGAUCCCCCAGCUGUCCCAGUACCUGGACUAUAUCCAUGUCACGACCUAUGACCUCCACAGCUCCUGGAAGGGCUACACUAGAGAGAACAGCCCCCUCUACAAACACCCAACUGGCACUACUGGCAGCAAUGCCUACCUCAAUGUGGAUUACGCCAUGAACUACGGGAAGGACAAUGGUGCCCCAGCUGGAAAGCUCAUUAUUGAAUUCCCAGCCUAUGGACACACCUUCAUCCUGAGCAACUCCUCCAAUACUGCCAUUUGUGCCCCCACCUCUGACGCUGGUCCUGCUGGGCCCUACAUCAGGCAGGCAUACUAUGAAAUCUGUACCUUCCUGAAGAACGGAGCUACUGAAGUGUGGGAGGCUCCUGAGGAUGUUCCCUAUGCUUACAAAGGUAAUGAAUGGCUUGGAUAUGACGACACCAGGAGCUUCAAAAUCAAGGCUGAUUGGCUGAAGAAGAAAAACUUUGGUGGUGCCAUGGUCUGGGCCAUCGAUUUGGAUAAUUUCAUGGGUACUUUCUGCAACCAGGGCAAAUUCCCUGGUUCUCUGAUCAUGACCCCAAAGGAUGCCCUGGGCCUGCAGAGUGCAAGUUGCAAAGCCCCAGCCCUGCCCAUUGCUCCCAUCACUGAGGCUCCCGGUACAGGCAGUACCAGCUCUGGGGGCAGCCUUGGUGGCAGUGUGUUCUGUGCCAAUAAGGCCAGUGGCCUGUACCUUGACCCUGCUGACAAAAAUGCCCUCUACAGCUGUGUGAAUGGACAGACCUUCACUCAGCACUGCCAGCCUAGCCUAAUCUUUGAUGCUUCCUGUGCCUGCUGCAACUAG